GAAACGGUAUUGGCGCUACACCCAGAUAGCUUAUCUUCCGACGUUAUCAUUUCAGAGGGCAGCAACCAAAGGCCCAGACUUCACGCGCACGCACACACAGAGCCAGAGACGACGAGAGAGAGAGAGAGAGAGAGAAUGCGAAGCUUGACGCUCUCAGAGAGCGUGUUGGGGGCAAAGUCAGUGCCUUCAUGUUUCUUGUUUUCUUUGAGUUCACGCUUGAAGAAGCAGAAUUCCAAGCCUUCUGGUCCAGACCCAAGUCUCAUUUUUGCGAGAUAUUCAAGCCGAUGGUCUGCAAACACUGGAUACUUUUUACAAAGAACCACUGGAAGUUCAGAUGGUCUUGAAUUAAGGUGUCUUGACUACAGGACCUGCAAAGUGAAUUCAGAAUCAACGCCAGUGAUGGAUGAUUGCUGUGUUUUGUACGAAUCACUUGAAAAGAAUAAUUCAAGAAGGGAAUGUCACAUAGCUACUGAUAUAGUUGCUUCUAAUGAUUCAUUCGGUGGUAUUAUGAAGUUUUUGCUGGCGUUUGGGUUUCUCACACUUCAAGGCUCUCAACCAGCACUUGCUGUUUCAGACAUUGCUAGCGGGUUGCAGUCAAUCCCUUAUUUAGGGGACCUUGGUGAUAUUAGCACAGGUUUUGCUUCAGCAUUCUUGCUGAUCUUUUUCUCAGAACUAGGGGACAAGACCUUUUUUAUUGCGGCGCUUCUAGCAGCUAGGAACUCUGCUGCUGUUGUUUUUACUGGGACUUUUGGUGCACUUGCGGCAAUGACCAUCAUAUCUGUUGGCCUUGGACGAACUUUUCACUACAUUGAUGAAAUCCUACCAUUCAGGUUCGGUGAAACUGAUUUGCCCAUUGAUGACAUUGCCGCAGUUUUCCUUUUGGUAUAUUUUGGGGUUUCAACCUUGCUUGAUGCCACCUCAAGUGAUAGUCUAAAAGCAGAAGAUGAACAAAAGGAGGCAGAGUUAGCGGUUUCAAAAUUUUCAGGAAAUGGUGCUGGUAUCUUAUCUGCCGCUAGUACCGUUAUUAGCACUUUUGCCUUAGUUUUUGUUGCUGAAUGGGGUGACAAAUCAUUUUUCUCCACAAUAGCACUUGCUGCCGCAUCUUCGCCCCUCGGAGUCAUCGGGGGAGCACUAGCCGGUCAUGGCGUCGCAACUCUGAUUGCUGUUUUGGGAGGUUCAAUACUGGGGACAUUUUUGUCAGAGAAGGCCAUUGCCUACAUUGGAGGUGUUCUUUUUCUCGUCUUUGCCGCAGUAACAUUGAUUGAGAUAGUAAGUUAGAGAUUAGAAUUUGUACAUUUUUAUAAACUCAUAGAACACCAAUUCCUUCUAUUUCCAUUCAUUCAAGAACUAUUAUAUCAUUGUGAUUAUUAUAUACUUGUCUUAAUCGGAGGUAAUCAUGUUGAUAAUGGCUCCCGUCAUGGAUUAGAUGUAGACCAAGUUGAACACAUUCUGUUAGAAUACAUUGAGAAUAUCCUGGAUACUUUGCACCA
Messenger RNA from Alnus glutinosa, 1490 nucleotides. Its product is annotated as GDT1-like protein 1, chloroplastic. NCBI's taxonomy places the organism in Eukaryota, Viridiplantae, Streptophyta, Magnoliopsida, Fagales, Betulaceae. Gene Ontology annotation, cellular component: Golgi apparatus; chloroplast thylakoid membrane. The transcript is spliced from 12 exons. The coding region runs from base 136 to 1278 and encodes 380 amino acids. The record is from RefSeq and is a predicted model, not a curated record. Gene Ontology annotation, biological process: calcium ion transmembrane transport; Golgi calcium ion transport; Golgi calcium ion homeostasis. Gene Ontology annotation, molecular function: calcium ion transmembrane transporter activity; manganese ion transmembrane transporter activity.